Molecule: messenger RNA, 888 nt
Organism: Debaryomyces tyrocola
Lineage: Eukaryota; Fungi; Ascomycota; Pichiomycetes; Serinales; Debaryomycetaceae
Source: the annotation of a GenBank genome assembly
AUGACUAAAAUUCAAGGUAUUUUUGCUGCUGUCCCAUCUCCUCUCACUGCUGAUGCUAAAGAGAUUGAUAUUACAAAUAUUGCUAAACAGGUCGACAGGUUUGCUGAUGCCGGAAUUCAUGGUGUCGUAACCACUGGAACUACUGGUGAAUUCCCAGCUCUUACUACUGAAGAACACAAGAGUGUUAUCAAAGCUUACGUUGAUGCUGCUAAGGGAAGAUUUCCAGUUAUCGCUGGUCUCGGUAGUAACAGCACUCAACAUGCUAUUGAAAUGGCACAAUUCUCCGAAAGCGUGGGUGCUGCAGCCAUUAUGCUUGUUCCUCCAUUCUACGAUCCUCUUUCUUUCAAGGCACUUUACAAAUUUUAUGAAGAUGUUUGUGGAUCUAUCAAAAUUCCUGUCAUGUACUAUAACUUACCAGGAGCUACUGGUGUUCAUCUUACUGCGAACAAACUUAGAGAACUUGGAGAAAUCAAGGGAUUUGAUUAUAUGAAGGAUACUUCUGGUAACGCUAAGGAGCUUGCUGAUCUUCUUACGAAUCCUUCUGAUAAGAUUACUGCAUUCAAUGGAUGGGACACUUUAACCUUUUUUGCUAUGUCCCACGGGGCACAAGCUGGUGUUUGGGGAGCCGCAUCUGUUGUUCCAAAGGAAUGUGUCGAACUUUGGAAUACUUUUACAAAAGAAAAGAACCUUGACAAGGCUAGGGAACAAUGGAAAUUUCUCUGGGAAGUCAGCGAUUUCUUGGAGAGUGUGAACUAUCCAGCUGGUAUUAAGGCAGGCCUUGAUAUUAUCGGUCAAUCUGCCGGGCCUGUUAGACUUCCAACUCUUCCAUUAGAGAAAGAAGAAAUUGCAAAAUUCACCAGGAUUCUUGAAAAGAGAAAGUACAAAUAA